AGCGAGCAGGAAGACGCGUAUAGGAAUCGUGGCGCACGUCCACCACUUGUAAGACGUUGGCUGCUGACUCAAUCUUUAAUUCAGAGAAACCGUGCGAGACUGCCCCAAAAGAGGAAGGCGAUGAUGGUUCACCAGGCCAGCGUGACAGCGCCGGACCACGACCGCUCCUUCGAAGAAGGCUCGCCUGGCGCCACCACUUUGUCGUGCCACAUCGGCGGCUCGCAACGAUCACGAUAAUAAGAUGAGACAUCGCCGCCUCGGAAAUGGUCCUAGCCGACGACGAAUGCCCGAAAGCGGACGGCAUUCGAGUCCAAAAACUGCGGAGAAAACUGCGGGACCUUCGUGAGAGGGCCGUCGCGUCCGGUCUGUCCGACAACGAUGUCUCGGCCGUCGUGGCCGAGGUGGUGGUGGUGAACGACUCCGCGGCGACGGUUUCGCCGGUCAGCGGCGGCUUGCUGCUCAAAUGGGCCUUCAUCGCGGGCACCCUGGCCUACCUCUGCUUCAACCGGGGCCUUCCGGACCUGGCCAACGAUCGUUGUCUCGUGAACCCCGGAGGCCUGUACCUGGAAUUUACGCGACCCGUGCUGCCGUGCGACUUCUGCCGCUCGCCGACCCAAGUGACGGAGUUGACCGAGAUGAGCAAGGAGGAGUUCUUGCGCAUCGGCUACGCGGACAAGCCGAUCGUGCUCAGGGGCGGUGCGGCGCACUGGAGGGCGAUGCAGACGUUCAGCUACGAUUUCCUCCGGGACGUAUACCGCAACACAAGCGGGGCGUUCGAAGAGAGCCGCCGCUUCUGCCAGUUCUUCAAGUCCGCCACCGACUUCGAGGACCUGGAGGACUUCUUCUCCAUGCCGGACUCCCGUGCACGCAUGUCGAGUCCGGAAGAAAAGCCGUGGUACGUGGGAUGGAGCAAUUGUGACCAGAGGGUUGUCGCAAUCCUGAGGGAGCAUUACACUAGACCCGACUUCUUUCCCGAAGAUUCCGAAGCUAGCAUCAUCGACUGGAUAUUUAUUGGAUAUGCGGGAAAUGGAUUCAAGACACACCUGGAUUACGUCCUCCGUCCGUCGUGGCAAGCUCAGAUCCGGGGAGCAAAGACCUGGACCCUGCUGCCACCACCAGAGUGCGAGUCAGUGUGCGUGCCUUCGCUAAAGGUCACCGUCAGGCCCGGUGACAUUAUCAUGGUGAACACUAACCGCUGGUACCACAGCACGCUGGUCGAGCCGGGCAACAUCAGUAUCACAAUCGGAUCAGAGUACGACUGAUGCUCGCCUGAUGCUUUAUGCCCGUGCCACACGGGUGCAAGGAAUUACCACAGCCUCAUGUAAUUUUUUGAUGUCAACCCAGUGAUGCCAAAUCCGGGGGUCACUGAGACGACGGAAAUUUCCCAGCAGUUGGUCACAGUAUAUGGGGUAUGGUUAGAGUCACGUCAACUAUCCCUCAUCACACAUUGCGUGAAAGCCGAGGAGCGGGGCAUGGAGCGGCAGCAGUUCUCAGUAAAAGUUGUCUACGCCCUAGCAAAAGCAGGCCUUAAAUGACUGGGGGUGUGGUGCUGCUGCAGUGGACAACUGGCUACCCAUGCAUUGCACGAGUGACUGCGCAGGCAUUGUAAAAACACAGUGGGCUAUGGAAAUGACAUUAACUGCUAAAUGCCUUAACAUUUAACGGCAUUUGCAUGGUGCCACAUGGACAUGCAUAAUGACAUUAAAUGUUAAUGCUGCUUGCAGCGUGGUACAUUCUCACAACUCAUUUGGCCUUGAAUCCUUACACUCGCUCCCAAUGUUAGCAGUGACGGCUGCACUAGGAAAUGACAUUUGCUGAAGUAAUCUGAAAUAUUGAAUGUAAUAUGUGCCUAUUAAUAAUGUUUUUAGUGGCGUUUCUUUAACUUUUCCUUGCUAAGCACUCAUUUAAAAAUCAUUUUACGAUUGGCAAACCAGCUUUCUGCGUUCACUGCAGCUAUCGUCGUCGCAACGUUUAAUGUAAUUAAAAAUGUGGGCAUAGCAGCAGCUUUAGAUGAUAAUGGCAUUGGGCAACUUUAUUGUCUUUGACUCUUAAUGGGCAUUAAACCUCACCCCUGUGGCAUGGGUAUUAGGCUGGUCAAUGCCAGCCACUGGUAGCACAUCACAGUGGUUGAGCCGUGUGACAUCAGUAGUAUCGCCAUUGGGUCAGAGUGCGACUGAGGCCUGCCUAAUACUUCAAGUGGGCUUGCGCAGCAAGCACGCAGCAGUGGCAUUGUUGUGGCAGCUAGAGAGGUUACCUUGCCAUGAUAGGAACAUCGCAGCUCAAUUUUGAAUUGUUCGCUUGCACCGCAUUUUGGAAAUGCAUUCGUGUGGCCUACUGCAUGGCUGGAGCCCAAGUGAGUUGCUUUAAAUUAGUGCUUGCAAUUAUUCGUCAAAACGGCUAUGUGGUUUAACCGGAGGGAAGUGAAUCUGGUAUAGAAAACCGGUUAUCCGGAUUUUAAGAAAUGAAUAUUCAGGAUUAAAUAACCAGUUAGCCGGAUAUUCGAAUAUUCAGGCACAAAUAUUUGGUGUCGCUACUUUAAAUCCACCAGCAAAGGAUGCCAUCUCACACUUAAUCCAACAGUCAUUUGUCCUUUACCACGGAGUACGAAAAAAAAAAAAAGGAACUGCUGCACUGCAACAUUUUUUGCGAUAGGAAGUGCAUGCCAGCUUAGAGCCAAGUGUAUAUUCAGGACCGCUCCUUUUUCCAUGCACUACUAUGAAUGUAGAAUGCCCGAAUCUGUACGCUAUCUUUGAGCUUAGCACGUGUGCCCCAAUUAAUUUGUCACAAGGUGUCACUGCUGCAUGUUGCUUGAAGAUAAAGUAUAUAAAGGAACAGUAAAGGCAAACAUUGAAUCAAUCUCGACUGCUCGUUUUAUGCAACGAGAUGACUCAGUUGCAGAGAGAAUUGUGACUGUAAGAGACCACGCAAUUCUUCCACAAAUCGAUUUGCCCCAUAACGAACAGGUAGGCUUACGUAAGAAGCCUACGCUGUGCCAGGAAUCUCGGGAACCACGCUUUACCAGGUGCUGCUGGCCUGCCUUGAGUCAAAGGUCCACACAUGGAGGGCGUCACAAUGAUGCAAACGUAGCUGGCACAGCAGUUUUUAAAAAGUAACAAUAGAGGGCUCUUAUGCGAAAAAAAUCCAGUGAAAUUCACUCAAGCUGAAUUUUCACAGUGGUGGCAUCAAUCCUGUUCUACAUUCAUGUCUCUUCUCACCUACAAAAGUUCUAUUCUUGGCAAAAGUUAUGCUUUGGUCACCUUGGAGUAGUAUUAAUAUGUCACCUUAUCUUGACUUUAUGUUUGCCUUUAUUGUCCGUUUAGCUAGACUGAUGCCUUGUGCGCACUAUGAUCCUUGUUGCUUUCAAAUGCAAGUCCCAAGUCUUUCACACAUGUUCGUAGUAAAGACAAUGCUAUUGCUGUAUCGCAAACAUGUAGCAUGCCAAAAUGUUGAAAUGGGUUUCUUGAAGGCCAGUACAGCAUUGUUUCACAAUACAUGCCGACUGCUUGAAGUAAAACAUUCAUGCAUUCCGUGCUUCCGUGAAAUGUGUGAGCUCGUGUGUCCUAGAGCAAUGUGUAGUGCGGUGUGGAGUAGAGAUAGCCAGCAGCCAUUGCAAAGUUUAGUGUACGCAGUGCUACCACAAAAAUGAGUGUUUUUUUCUUUUUGCUGAUGAUUUUUAGCAUAGACAGAUGCUUUCACUUCUGUAGUAGCUGCAAUUAUGGUGACAAGAGCUAUGCCAAAUUCCAGUGGCCUUGACGUAGAGGUGAACUCAUUAUAAUGCUGUUGGAAUAUUCUUUGCUCAGUAUCAUUUAAUGAUAGCGCUUUUUCUAAUGGAAGUCCUUUACCGGUGGUCCGCUCGUCUUCUUGUCGAGUUUCAUUAACAGUUCUUGCGCUCCUAGGCACAUGUUCCAAUGCAACAAGUCACCGGUUAAACCAUGCAUUGUGCCCGAAAUUGUCGGGCUUUGGCAAUAACACAACAUAAAACUAUUUUGUCAUUUCUCUGUGAACUGUUCAGUGCAGUUGAACCUUGUUAUAACAAAGUCGUAUUCAACAUGAAAAUGCAUUCAUCGUAGCUGAUAUGUAUUAUAUCCAUUACAGGCUAACGUCAGCGAGGAAAAUUUUUGGUUUACUUUGUUAUAUCCAAUAAUUUGUUACAUCUGUGUUCGUUAUAUCGAGGUUUGACUGUGUUGGUAUUUUUAUAUCUAGUCCUUUUUGGUACCAAAGUAUCGCACGAUCAAGGGUCGUGCAAGAGCAUAUUACCUGGCAUUUAACAGGUUCACUUGUCAACUGUUUAAAUCUUUGAAGCAGUGUAUUUUCGAAGGCUCAGAAUUUUGUAUGAAUGUUACCAAGGUUUUACGCAUGUGAACGUUAGCGCAUUUAUAAUGCUGUCUUUCUGUCGCCACUUGACAAAGCUUGCCUUGGCUACAAGGGCCACCCAAAUGUGCGACAACCUUGUAUGCCGCUUCCUAGAUUUCAGGUUUCAAGUCGGCAAACCAGUGGCCCAUGAUGUUCUGCGCUCAUUGUUAUUGAAGUGUUUUGGCGUGAUGGCGUUUUAUCAUUUAUGUGCUAACUAUAUAUGCUGCAUGGAUGCAUUUACUAUGUUACUAUAUUGCCAAAAUGUUGGGUACCCUGCUACGCGUGGCCUGCACUCCACGUGUAGCAGUGUUGAGCAAGUUGCUGCUGUUCGUUGUCGUAUCUAGGCUGAUUUAGCACGCUUCCAGUAUACAUUGCUGUAGACAAAGUCCAUUAACAUAACCGGUAAUUGUCACAUGAGGUAUCGUUGUGGGUGGACUGCCUUGUGUACACGUUUUUAUCGCUAUUUUGCUUCUCUCACGCCUAACAUAGCGUCCAAAAAUGCCACUGUGUUAGCUUCGCAGUGCACAAAGUAAGAAAGAAAAGCAAAUAUAAAAGAAAAGCUCAGGAAUAGAUGACAAUAUGCAAGUGCGAAUAUAAAUAAGGCUGAGGUUUGACCUUGCUAUUCUACGGCAGCUGUGUUGUUACGCUUAUUUUACAUUAUUGCCAGUUGCCCCGAAACACAUUUCACAGUUUUUUUUUUUUUUUUGUCUCUGAGGUUCCUUGCUUUGCUUCUAUUCACAAUCAUUGGUGUUUACUAGAAGAACGGGGCGGCAGAGCUGAGAAGGAAAAUUCUGAUCAGUUCAAACUUCGGAAUACAGUUCUACAUGAUACAGACAAAUGAAAGAAAUCAAAUAGGACAAUGCAACGUAUGAUAGUGAACAACAUUAUUUUAUUGAACUGUUAACGCUGUUCACAUUUAUACUUAGUGUGACCAACUGUCACCCAAAGCCAAGACACCGCUCUUGGCACUGUGCCAAGAACGCUGUUGCUCGUAGACGUGUCCAGCCAGGCCGAUAGCCAGGAAUUUUUUUCGGGGGGCAGUUGCUGAAGGCCUUGGCUAUUUGAGGAAAGCACCUAUUUUUCAGUAAUUAUUUUCGGCAAAAAUCGUAGUAUGUAAAUUAUGUGACCUUUUAAAUACUAUUAUAAUCAUAGUUUUAUAUUCCUAAUGGUAUAUUUUUAUAUGGACGACUCGUCGCGAUGGAUUUCAUUAAUAAAAAGAAAACAGCGUUACUCAGCGCAGUAGGACAUGGGCACGGACGAUGCCACUUUCCUGAGCUUAGAAGAGAGACAUUGGCUUGCGUAGUACCACUGCAGUCAUUCCAAGUGGCAUUGUCCUCCAACCCUCAUACUGCAGUCGCAUCACCCUCUCGCGAAAGAAGGGUCAUUGGCCAUUAAUGUGUCAUUGCACUAUAAAUGUGCUCGCCUGUUCUGCAUGGGGAAACUUGCGGUGGCUGCCAUUCCUGGCGAUGAUGGAAGAUAGUAACAUGAGCCAUGACAAUGCGUUUCAGAGCCCCCUUUUAGACGGGUCACAAAUUUCCGAAAGACAAGCCCAAGCAUUUACCAAGCAGAUGUAGCCAGUAACACAAAUGGAAAGAACUUACCGGAACAUUUUUCAGGUGUGACGACUUCCAACUGCGAUGUGAAAUCGCUGCGUUAAUGGUUUGUGAACUUGUUGCCGAAUUUUUGUUGGAGUCUGAUACGUGGCAGUAAUCAAAGUGGUGUAGCUGGAAGCAAAAAUACAAGUUGACUUUCACUGGUUCAAUUUUUAUGUAGUUUAUAUGCUCGAGUGACCCUGAAUGGAAGUGUAUCUUCUUUUUAUACUCUGAAGUUUGCUGUGUUCGCAUGCACUUUUGGGACUUUGUGGCAUUUUAUUUCCAUUAAAAUGCUGCACUUUAGGCAGUAUUGUGUUGACGAUAUAAAGGAUCUGUUUGCUGCAAUGCAGUGGGCACUCAUAAACGUAACUACACAACUAUGUAUUUGCACAAGUGUGUGUGUGCUUUUUGUCGAGAAGUUGUCUCUUGUGAAAUGAAUGUGGUUGGCUGCUAGGUAGACAUGUUACGAUUUAUAUUUUACACUUAGUCUAGGAAAGCUUUGUGGUCCUGUAGGUGCACAAAAAAGUGUGCCGCAAAAGUGCAUGCUGAAGAUGUAGCUCUCGUUACAUGCAUAAGCUCGAGUCGAAUCAUGCUCUCGUAUGUGUUGUGAUGGCACUGUUUCAAGCACUGCAACCUGGCACUGGAUUUUCGUGGUGCGGCAAAGUCUUUUCCAUUUACAACUGCACUUGUUCAUCCGUGGCACUUUGUAUUUUGCGCGCUUUCCGACUGCACACAAACUUUGCGAGCCAUGGGCUCAAGCGUCGGGUGACAAGACUUCAGCAGAGCAGAGUAUGUUUAGGAACGAGCAAUUCACAAAAGCGUACAAUUCAAUUUGUUUAACCAGGAUAGUGGUGCGUUUACUAUUCUUCACCGCAUAAUAAUUCAGGAAAUCGUAUGAAUCUGGAAUACAAGAUUCAGGUGUUGUAUUGUGCCAGAGGGCCAGGUGUGAGCAUUCGAGCAAACUCGUGUCCUCGUUUACAAAUUAUUUGGUUGAAGCAGUAGAGAAGCUGUUGGGGUUCAAGUUGACCAACCUCACCAUGCGUGCAGCGCAAGUGCGACGCCUGUGCCACUUCAGAGCUAUGUCAAAGUAGUCAACGUAAUCAAGUCACUUUAUUUCAUCUCCAAGGGGAGAUAAAAUUAAGUUUGCAUGUCUAGCUGCACUGAGGGCUCUGCUGUUACAGCAAAAAUUUUUGCUCACUUUAGUUUGUAAGUUAGUAAAUGUGCAAAGAAAAUAUGCUAUUACAUUGCAAACUAAAUGCCUCUUACAAGUUGCCAUUAAGCACCGCUACUACUGACAGCCUUUAUAGCAGCAGCAAAACGUUUGGUAAGGUUGGUCUGUAAUAUAGUUGAAAACAUCAAUGCCAAAAAAAGCAAAACGAGGACAGGCAUAAGAAUGACAACUUGCAGCAGUACUUCUCUUUUUCGUGCUACUUCAGUUUUCCCAGUACGACAAACUAGCCCAAAUUACUGCCUUGGUCCAUUGGCUAGCGUUUAUAUUAGCAUAUUGACGUCUCCAGGUUUGUUCCAAAGGUCAUUUACAAUUAUUGGGAGUUAGUACAAUGUUUAGUAGUAGUAAAAUGUUUGACGAGUCAGGAUUUUUGAGCAUUUGCUGGCCCACUGCAGGAUGUAUUUAUCCAAAGGUCAGACACCUUAUUGUCACAUUUGUUUUACUGGUAGAUUUGCUACAUGUUAGAAGCUCAAGUGCAUGUACAUUUGUUUGCUAAAGUGACUGCAAGAGUACAGUCAACCACAAAAGUUUACGGACCAUGGGAUCUCGGAAAACAUUCAACUGUUGAGCAGCCUGCAACAGUAGUCAGGAAAACCAAACAUCACAAUGUUGUUCAUAUAUAUACUGGUAGAGGCUGUAAAUGCGAAUACUAGGCUGCGUUGCGAUGCUUUCGUAGGAUAUUCAGCUUUUGCUCAUAUCUCGUGCUCCAGUAAAACUUCGUGGUUGACUGUUCGUGGUGACAUCCCUAAGGAAUGUCCACUUUGCUGACAACUAUAGAUAAUUACAAGCAAUACUGUUUUCCUGGUGCUACAUUUCUACAAGAAUGACCUCACUUUUUAACGAGGCACUGUUUCAGGGUUUGUCACCGUCCUAUUUACAAGGUGAGAAAAAUAAAAAAAGCAAAUAAAAAGUUCCACAGCAUGUUUUA
Dermacentor silvarum is the source of this 8101-nucleotide messenger RNA. RefSeq lists its product as uncharacterized. The transcript is spliced from 4 exons. The record is from RefSeq and is a predicted model, not a curated record. Bases 264 to 1262 code for a protein of 332 amino acids. Lineage: Eukaryota; Metazoa; Arthropoda; Arachnida; Ixodida; Ixodidae.